Messenger RNA from Capsicum annuum, 782 nucleotides. Its product is annotated as protein SENESCENCE-ASSOCIATED GENE 21, mitochondrial. Gene Ontology annotation, cellular component: mitochondrion. The coding region runs from base 216 to 503 and encodes 95 amino acids. Gene Ontology annotation, biological process: response to stress. The transcript is spliced from 2 exons. NCBI's taxonomy places the organism in Eukaryota, Viridiplantae, Streptophyta, Magnoliopsida, Solanales, Solanaceae. The record is from RefSeq and is a predicted model, not a curated record.
CGCAAUAAUAAUAAUAAUAAUAAUAAUAAUAAUAAUAAUUAAUAAUUGACUCUUUCUUUCUCCAAAAUUUUCUCUAUAAAUACCUCCUCCUCACACACGAUAAUUCAUCACAAAUAUAUACAGCUCAGAGUCGCCAUUUCUGUUUUAGCUCGCUGCUGCGGAAGUAAUUAUAGUUUUUUAAAUUUCUUCCAUCGCAGCGCUUUAAUUCAACUGCAAUGGCUCGUUAUUUCCCCAACUCUAAGAUUGUGUGUGCAUUUGUUGUUGACUCUAUUUCUGCAGCUAUUCAGAGGCGCGGAUACGCGGCGGCAUCACAAGUUGCUGCAUCUAGUAAUGGUAGAAGCAAUGUGAUGAUGAACAAAGUUGUCAAGAAAUCAAACAAGACAGCAACAUCAUGGGGACCAGAUCCAGUAACAGGUUAUUACAGACCAGAAAGUCAUGUUAAAGAAAUAGAUGCUGCUGAACUUAGAAACAUGUUGUUGAAGCACAAACCUAGACAGGAUUAAGAAUCUUGUCUCGACGAUCAGAGGCAGAUUCAGGAUUUGAAUGUUGAUUUCUCAUAUAUAUAUAUAUAUAUAUGUUUGUGUUUCGUAUACGAAAUAGUGGUUUAGUUGAACCUGUUAUACCUAUAUUGUAUUUGCCAUUGUUGAUAGGCGGAAAUACUUGUUUAAGAAUCGUAUCUUGAUCAACAGAGGCGGAUUUAGGAUUUGAAUGUUGAUUUUCUCAUAUACGUAUGUUUGUGUUUCGUAUACGAAAUAUUGGUUUAAUUGAACCCGUUAUACUUA